AUGGCGGACGACCGUGCACAGACUCCGCGCUCAUUUAUGUCGGUGUCGACCUUUCUAUCGUUCACUCCCAAUAUUGCGCCUUCGACAGCCCCAUCAACUCCGUCUUCAACCACCUCUCCUGAUCCGAAUAGCCUGUCACCCCGUAUACGGAAUAUCGGAAUGUCUUCACCUGGCGGUCUGCCGUUCGACGAAUGCGUUUCUGCUACUGGGGGUGGAUUUUUGGGCACCGGAAGGAAGCCGGAUACGUGUACGCUGCGCAGCUGCAACAGGGCGAGAACACUGAGCAAUGUAUCGUGUGUCUCGAAUUCGACUUGGUGGAGCGCCGUCGCAAGUGUCUCCAACGAGCCACUGGACCCGGAGGAGCCCACCGAGAACAAGGAGAGGAGUGAGUCGAAACCGGUGAUCAAGAUUGACGCGUGGGAGGAUGUUAAGGAGCGACGAGAGAGCGUUGUGCCCCCUCCCCGAUCACGGCGCAAUAGCAAUGCGUCUGCCACUCGAUCAUCUAGGCGGAGCUCGAGGAACAAGGAGAACGAACGACCACCGUUAACUCGCACCGACUCCAAGACUCCAAAAAUGGUAUCCCGUCAGAGCACAUCCGCAUCGACAGCAUCGAAUCCAAAAAUGCUCUCCCGUCAGAGCACAUCCGCAUCGACCGCAUCGACCGCCGCUGCCAACAGUAAUCGGCUCGCUCGUGGGCGCCGCCCAUCGACAUCGGCAGAGGUCUCCAUCAUCUCUUCGUCGACGACACUCAAUGCGCGGCCUUCGUCGUCGGGAUCAGGGGUACUCACUCCACCCGCCUCCAGCAGCAAAUCACCGUGGCCGCAGUGGAGCUGGGAUUCGGCGCAGGGAAUCACCGAGGCACGGCGGCAGAAGCGGCUGGAGAUCAAGCAGUCGUUGACGCAUAAAUACCCCAACGACCGUGUGCACGGCGAAUUCCUCCCGUUCAGCACAGGGUUCUCUCACUCGGCGGACUCCCUCUCCCCCGUUCAGUUCCUGCCACCAAGACACACAUCAUCUUCCGGAGGGGAUACCAUGGUCGCCCCGGCCACCCCAUUGGAGCCCACUACGAUCGCAUGGAAGGACCUCGAAUCGCUCAGAGCAGAGUAUGCGGCCGCCGACAAGCGGAAACGGUCGGCGUGGGUGUGGAUCCGGCAGCGUGUUCUGUGCGGCGCGGGAAUCCUGGGAUGCGGUGGGAAGAAGGAGUUCUGGGAAGAUGGAGACGAGGAUCGCGGCAGCAUCAGGCGGUAUCGUCUGGAACUCCCGGACAGGGAUGACGCCGCGGGUGCGGUCAAGGUGCCGGUUAGAGUCCGGAGCGUCGACGUCAAGCCGUCGGAGGGUGGACCGGGGAGCGUUGGAAGGUUAGCACCGAAGCUGCUCUCGCUGGACGGCGUCGAGGAGGAGAAGGUCGGGCAGGAACGGUGGAGCACGGUUGGAAUCUGCGACGGAAAGGGAAUCGAUAUCGCAUUGAGUCUUCCCGAUGGCUUCCGGGAGUCGGAGGCCGCGACGCCAGUGCUGGAUAGCACAGUCAGAGGCGUCGUAUAG
Molecule: messenger RNA, 1542 nt
Organism: Tricharina praecox
Lineage: Eukaryota; Fungi; Ascomycota; Pezizomycetes; Pezizales; Pyronemataceae
Exons: 1
Coding region: 1-1542 (513 amino acids)
Source: RefSeq, a predicted model, not a curated record